This is a messenger RNA of Phyllopteryx taeniolatus (common seadragon), 4100 nucleotides long. RefSeq names its product chromosome 13 C14orf180 homolog (gene c13h14orf180). The coding region runs from base 171 to 1217 and encodes 348 amino acids. Lineage: Eukaryota; Metazoa; Chordata; Actinopteri; Syngnathiformes; Syngnathidae. The record is from RefSeq and is a predicted model, not a curated record. Gene Ontology annotation, molecular function: connexin binding. Gene Ontology annotation, cellular component: trans-Golgi network; plasma membrane; transport vesicle. Gene Ontology annotation, biological process: positive regulation of Golgi to plasma membrane protein transport. The transcript is spliced from 10 exons.
AUACUCUCCACUUCCUCUGUCCUCCUUUCCUUUUGCAGCCUGGGAAGAGGGAGGGGAAUGGAUGUGUGCGCAGCGCGCUCCUUACAACAUUCCCGGACGAGAUUGAGAGUCACGAGCUGCCCACGAGAGUGCAGAAGUGCCGAUUUGUCCUCCGCAUCAGGCGCUCUCUGAUGGGGAUGCUGAGUGGGGAGAGGGAGGGCCUGUUUGAGCUGGGACAGCAGCUCCAGCAGCAGGGGGAGUACCAGGCCGCCCUGCACUGUUUCCUCAGCUGCCUGCUUGGACUGACUCACGUGCAGAGCUUCGCCUCUCUGCCCAACUGCUUGCACCAGAUUGCAGAACUGUUCAUCACUGAAAAGAAUUACGGGAAGGCCCUCCAGUUCAUCCGGGCUGAAAAAAUAUUCUACGAGGUCGCGCUGAUCGAGCUCGCCGCUCUGCACGGGAGCACAGGGCUCCAGGAAGAGCCUUCGCCGGGCUCUGCGGGACGGGCGACCCCAGAGGAGCUCUCGGAGCGGGCCUCCCAGGCGCAACACCUCGAGCGGCUGGCCCACCUCUGCAUCGUGAGCAAACAACCUCAUCUUGCGCUCGAGUACAGUGGUAAGGCUGCCCAGAUCCACCAGAGGGCCUUUGGUAACGACCAUCCAAUAACAGCCAGAAGCCUGGAGUUUAUGGCCACAGUCUAUGCUGAGAUUGGCAAGACUGAAUAUUCAGACUCCCUGGGUCAGCGUGUGUCUGCGCUGUCCAAACGCUUCGCUGCUGCGGAGUGCAUCGGGGACACAGUCGACCGUUUUCCUCUUUCACAUCCGGAAAAACACUCCGAGGUUCGCCACAGAAAGGACUCUCGCCACCCACAGUUUAUCAAUGGGAAAAUCCCCACAUCCAUCCUCAAGAAGCCAAGCCCCACUUACGGGUCAGACACAGAAGCCACCCAAAGACGGAAAGGCGAGCGGAGAGUUCGAUUCCGGGAGCCGGAGACCACCGUGCACGACAUUCCUUCCUGGGACGACACAGGCGCCUAUGAGACGACGCCCUCCCGCCCUCACCUGGUCCUUUUCGCUUGCAUCUUCCUGAUGAUGUCCUUCGUGGGCAUCGCCAUGUACUGUACAGAUCGGCGGCGUCCGCAGCGAGCGUGCGAGCGGCCGGAGGCCGCUCUGGCUGUCUGCCUGCUUCACAUGAAGCAGCUUGUGUGGGGUUGUUGGAUAUGGCUGACCAUGCAGUGAUGGGGACCGACCACAGGAGGAGACAUAUCCUGCGUGCAACCUUUGUGGCGAAACAUGCUACCUGUAGCCCCCAUGCGUGGAAAGCUGUUCGAUUUAUUUGAUAUCCUUGACAUCCAAGGUCCAUGUAGUAGUACCCUCUUAGUCCUCACUGGUAAGACAAUUCACCGUCACUCGUAAUGUUUUUUUCCCCCACUAUUACUGACUCUUGUGGCAUACAUGUAUGCAGUUAAACCUCCCCAGUAAAUUACUGUGCUGUACUAAUACGAGUAGUAGUACUACUGUAACAGUGUGGGCCCAAUGUGUUUCGGACUAGUAGCCUCCUGGACCCUACAUGUAGCAGCAAAAUGCCCACUAGUACUUUUACCUCCAUAGUAACAUGUAGUUCUCCUACGAAUAUGCCACGCUACUAAUGUGCGGAAAUGUACGGCAGCGUAUUGCAUUCACUUGGAUUAACCAAAAAAAGAAUAAUAAAACUCCUGUUUUUCUGAUGAUUUUUUUCUGUUUUUCGGACUAAUCUUUUUUCCGCCUGUUUUUUUGACACAUUUUUUCUGUUUUUCGGACUAAUUUUUUCCACCUGUUUUUCGGACUAUUUCUUUUCUGAGUUAUCGGGACACAUCGAAGUCACGCGAGAGCCUGCGAACUGCAAGUGACCCUUUGCGGACUCGCUCAUGCCGGUUUACUGCUCGGCCCGGAUUGCGGUACAUACGCCGGCGAAGCCUCAGCUGCACACCAUGUGGGUCCAGUAUUUUCAUCUGUCUCCUGAUCGUCUCUUGAGUCGCCACGUAGCCAGCCUGAAUGCAUUUGAAAUGCAUUAUCUUGUAUCCAUGGAGCGUACCAUAUCUGUCCAACUGAUUCUGGACAAACAUUGCUGUAUCGAGCCUGAUCUGAAUGGGCUUUCCUCCUGAACAAACGCAAAGUCAGCAGGUGCCUGCGUAAUGUCGACAAACUAAUAACAAUACCAUCUAUGUGACUCAAAGACAGGAGUAUCUCCCAAUGUCUUAAACCCAUAUCAAAAUAAAACUUGAUCAAACUGAAUAAGCCGGUCAUGUUGCUUACUACGGAUUCCGCAAAGAGUCGCUUGCAGUUCGCAGGUUCUCGCGUGAGUUCGAUGUGUCCCGAUAACUCACAAAGAAAUUUGUCAGAAAAACAGGUGGAAAAAAAUUAGUCCGAAAAACAGAAAAAAAAUAGUCCGAAAAACUGGUGAAAAAAAAUUUGUCCGAAAAACAGAAAAAGAAAUAGUUAGAAAAACAGAAAAAAAUAGUCAGAAAAACAGGUGGAAAAAAUGAGUCCGAAACACAGAAAAAAAAUAGUCCGAAAAACAGGUGAAAAAAAUUUGGCCGAAAAACAGAAAAAGAAAUAGUUAGAAAAACAGAAAAAAAUAGUCAGAAAAACAGGUGGAAAAAAUGAGUCCGAAACACAGAAAAAAAAAUUGUCCGAAAAACAGGUGAAAAAAAAUUUGUCCGAAAAACAGAAAACAAUAGUCAGAAAAACAGAAAAAAAUGAGUCCGAAACACAGAAAAAACAAUUGUCCGAAAAACAGGUGAAAAAAAAUUACUCAGAAAAAAAGGAGUUUUCUUUUUUUUUUAUCCAAGUGAAUGCAAUACGCUUCCGUAGAAAUGUCAUAAUAUAGUGAAUUUGUUAUUUUUUUUUACCAAUAAGACAGCUGUUCUAGCGAGGAAAAAGAGUGUACUAGUACAUGGACUUUAAACCGGAUGUUAAGGAUACUGAAUAAAUGCUUUCCCAAACCAAGCUCAUUUGUGUACGUUUACAAUCACACUACGUCGGUGUCACAACUUCUUAUUGAUAUGUUUUGCACAUUUCCGCUCACAUAUUGCUCGCCGCACUUUAUUCUUCAGCUGUAAGUAUUGUAUGUUAUUUACAUUGAAUGCAAAUAUUUAUUUCGGUCCAGUACAUGAUUUGUGUAUACGUGACAUGCAUUUGAAUGUGUUUGCGCAAUACACUAACAAGUAGCAUAAUAUCCCGCUUUGUAUUUGUCUGUGAGUGAAUGUAAAUCCUAAUAAACUGAUUGGACACAAAAUUAGACACACUUACACAAUCCAAUGGAAGAGCCACAUCAAGUGUAAUGUGGGCGUUAGAAAGAUGAUCGUGCUGUUUUCUUUCAGUUAUUUUGGCGAGAUGUUUGUUACCAUUUCGACUACUACAAAUAACCAUUGUUAAAUGAAUACCAAGUGUUUUUAUCUUUGCCAAACUGGUAUUGGAUCUCAUUAGCUUGUGCAGGUGUAUUUAAUGUGUCCUGUGAGCGUACGUGUCAGCUGUAAUUCGCGCAAAAUGCGGAAGAGGCCACAAGCUGCUCGACGAGAUUGCUUUCCGAGACUGGUCGACAAUCCAUCUGAAAAGCAUAAGGUGUCCAACUGUUCAAGAUGUUGGAUUCCAAAAGCACUAGUUACGCUUCCUUUGUGGUGACCGAUGCUAAUCGAGCUUCAGAUAAAUGUGCGGAUGAGUGACAGCUGGAGCAUAUUCCACUUCUAUCAAAGUAUUUUGAGGCCAAACACAGACGACCAAUAGAACCAGCUGUUAUGUCAGCCCUCUUUAUCAAAGCGUCAUUCAAACCACCGUAUGCAUUUAUAGGCACACAAUCGCACUGUACCUCUCAUUAUUAGCAACAACACGUAUCCCAUAUUUCUUCAUGUCAUGGAUUUCGGGGAAAGUAGAUUAUGUCAUAUAUAGAUAGAUAUAUAUAUAUAAUACUUGUAUGGAAGCAAAGAGGCUCUACUCUUGCCAACAAAGCUGCGCGUAUGCACAGUUACCUUGGCUGCAUUUCAGGUCACUUUGUAACAAGUGCCUUUAUAUGGACUGUUUUCUUGGUUCCUUCUGUUUUGUGAUUUCCGCCGUUUCCAAUAAAACUCAUCAAAUGGUUAUUGA